AUGACAAGCAAAACAGAGCUAGUAAUAGGAACCCGGAAUUCCAAACUAGCACUCGUCCAAGCCGAGCGCAUCUCCAAGGCCCUUAGUGAUCUCCACCCCGCCAUCAAAUUCCCAUGGCAAGUGGUCUCGGUCCGAGGCGAUGUCGACAAAACAAGCCCGUUCCUGAAAUUCAGCGGUCCAUCAGACGCAGCGAAGAACAUCUGGACCGAGGAGAUGGAAGCUAAAUUAUGUUCUGGAGAAUUGGACCUGCUGGCGCACUGCCUGAAGGAUAUGCCGACCAAUUUGCCGGAUGGAUGCGUUCUGGGCGCCAUUGUGCACCGUGAAGAUCCAACCGAUGCGCUGGUCGUUAAGAGUGGCCUGGAUUAUAAAAAUUUGGCUGAUUUACCUGCUGGUUCUGUGAUUGGAACUAGUUCGACGCGUCGGAAGGCGCUGCUUAAGUAUAAGUAUCCUCAGUUGAUCGUGGAAGAAUGUCGAGGCAAUCUUGAUACUCGUCUUCGCAAACUGGAUGAUCCAGAAGGUUCCUUCACAGCCAUAAUUGUCGCUACGGCUGGCUUAAACCGAAUCAAUCUAUCGCACCGCAUCACGAAAAGUCUCCCCGCAUCAGAAUUCCCCUACGCUAUCGGCCAGGGCGCACUUGGAAUUGAACUCCGUGCGGGAGAUAAUUCAACACUGGACGUUGUUCGAAAAAUCGAAGAACAGCCCACCCGCUGGAUCUGUCUCGCCGAACGGUCAUUGCUUCGCACUCUGCAGGGUGGUUGCUCGUCGCCGGUUGCUGUGAACAGUGUGAUUGAGAGUCAGAACUCGACAGAAAUUUCCUUGAGACUUGAGGGUAUGAUUAUUCAUCCGCAUGGUUCAAGCCAAGUGUCAUCAACUAUCGUGGCGGUGGUUAAAAGUGAUGAUGAUGCGGUGGCCAUCGGCGCGGACCUUGCGAAGAGAUUGGAGGAGAAUGGAGGACGGGCUUUGUCAGAUGAAAUUAGAGUUCUACAGCAUGGUGUUUAG
Penicillium waksmanii is the source of this 999-nucleotide messenger RNA. RefSeq names its product porphobilinogen deaminase. Gene Ontology annotation, molecular function: hydroxymethylbilane synthase activity. The record is from RefSeq and is a predicted model, not a curated record. Bases 1 to 999 code for a protein of 332 amino acids. Gene Ontology annotation, cellular component: cytoplasm. Lineage: Eukaryota; Fungi; Ascomycota; Eurotiomycetes; Eurotiales; Aspergillaceae. The transcript is spliced from 2 exons. Gene Ontology annotation, biological process: heme biosynthetic process.